AUCCAGGUGUCUGCCAUGUACCUAAAGCAGGCGUUCCUCAUGUCCAAGGCAGGGCCAAUGAAGUGAAGAAUAGUUGUGAGACUUUUGGAGCUGAACCAAAGCUGAGAGUACAGCUUGCCUCUAAGACUGCCUCUAAACAGCCAAGUCAAGUAAAAAAUGUAUCACUCAAUGUUCCCAAAGGUACACUACUAUUUAUCAUUUAAAUUUUGAUUUAAAAUUAUUGUGAAAUCAACUAACAGCUUUUUAAUACUGACACUCACUGAGAUGUUAACUUUCUACUCAUCAAAGCUAAUUUUUACACUGCUCUAUAGAUUAUGAUACAUCAUAUUUUAUAGGAAUACAGUAUUGUAAUUUAUUGUAAUGCCAAUGUCAUACUUUUAUAUCUCCCAGGCCAAUUCGUCCUAUUGUCCCCGAUGUCCAACAGCCCGAAAAUCCAGGUCAGAUCACUCCCACCUACAGUUCAGCAGGCUUCCACCAAUGUAAGCUUCCCAUCUCUUAACAACAAGGUAAGAUUGUAGCUCAAGUGGCUGUGCCUUACAAAAAAAAUGCUUUUAUUUAGAGUUGUUAAAUCUAAAGAAGGAACUUAACAAUAAACAAAUUUGAAAAGCUAUACAAUACUGAAUAACUAUCUGAGAGUAAUAAAUUAUGUAGACUUGUUAUGAAUUCAUCAUUCUUAAACUUCCCCAGUUAAACACUGUCGCUAGUCGCUACAUCAACCUUAACAGCAGUGGGGAGGAGAGCCAGCAUCCAAGCCCACUGACAUUAGACCACAUGGGAAAGGUAGAAAUGCAUCACUUAAAAUCAAAGACUGGCUUUUUAAGGGUUUUAUUAUUAAGGGAAAUUUUUUUUUGUAAAAAUCUAUCUGAACAAGAUUAAAAACAGUUUUUAAUUUAUCUAGUUAUUGCUCUGUGCUCUCAAAGAAAAAUCUGGUCUGUUUUCAGCUCAAACCCAUUGAGUUAUCUGGUUAAGGGAACAUUCCAAUAAUGUGGAAUUAUAAUGCAAUGAUGUACUUACUAAGUAUUGUCAAAAUUUAUAAAUUGCUAAUAUUAUAUAGAUUUUCUGUCUAUCUCUCUGAACUGUUGCUUCCUUACAUCCCCACAAGACAACUACGUUCUUCCAUUGACAGUAGAACCCUCUCAAUCCCAAGAACUAAAACUAAGACCAUCGGUGAACGCUCCUUCUGCUUCCAUGGGCCCACGUUCUGGAACCAGCGCCCCUUCCAUAUACGUCAUAGUGAAACCUCGUCCAUUUUCAAAAAGUCCCUUAAAACUCAUCUGUUUAGGUCCGCCUAUGACCUGUGAUGCACCCUCCUUGCCCUACCUAAUUUUCUGUUUCGGUUUAUUCUAUAGAAUAGUAGUUACUAUCCUAGUGUCUCAUUUGUAUUUACUUAGUUUACAUGUUUUAAUAAUUGUAAAGCGCUUAGAGCUUUAUGAUAAGCGCUAUAUAAAAAUGCCUAAAUAAAUAAAUAAAUAAAUAUAGAUACAGUUAUGAAAUUUUAAUGUUGUUGUUAUAUAUUAAGAUUGUGAUAAUUUAUACAGGAAUCUUUAAACGACAGUGUAGAGGCCAGCAAGCUGUCUGAAUACAGCAUACCUCUUUUGUCCAGUUCACCCAUGCUAGAGCAUGAUGUUGGAGGAGGGCCUAUGAGAGAAAGUCAUAACAUGAAGGAGAGAAGAAGGCGGUAA
Molecule: messenger RNA, 1682 nt
Organism: Lymnaea stagnalis (great pond snail)
Lineage: Eukaryota; Metazoa; Mollusca; Gastropoda; Lymnaeidae
Source: the annotation of a GenBank genome assembly